Messenger RNA from Rhopalosiphum maidis (corn leaf aphid), 1878 nucleotides. Its product is annotated as monoacylglycerol lipase ABHD12-like. The record is from RefSeq and is a predicted model, not a curated record. The coding region runs from base 554 to 1615 and encodes 353 amino acids. The transcript is spliced from 11 exons. Gene Ontology annotation, biological process: monoacylglycerol catabolic process; phosphatidylserine catabolic process. NCBI's taxonomy places the organism in Eukaryota, Metazoa, Arthropoda, Insecta, Hemiptera, Aphididae. Gene Ontology annotation, cellular component: endoplasmic reticulum membrane. Gene Ontology annotation, molecular function: phosphatidylcholine lysophospholipase A1 activity; monoacylglycerol lipase activity.
GAAAAAAUACUAAAUAGUGUGUUUUAUAAGGUCGAACACUCGUACACCUUCGCCGACGCCAAUCGUCGUUCGACGAUAGCGCAACGCGGAAGCCCGGAUAGUUAGUCAGGUGCCCACUCUUUUCAUGACGCACACACAUCAAUUCGUGAAUCGUGAGCCGUCUCGCAGAGUAUAGGUACCUACUAAAGUACUAAGCAGUCACUACACGCACGUCGCAGACCGCGGUCGGUGUUUUUUGUACGUUUCAUAUCAUAAAAAAAUUAUAUCUAAAUAAUAAAUUCGUCCGCGGUCGGUGAUAGUAGUCAGCAAGUGUGUAUUUCUAUCUCUGUUCAACUGGUUUAUCUGGCAUCGACGACGUAUCACUCAUACAGUGCAUCAGUUUGUGUUCAGGCAUGAACGUUCAAUGAUCAUCGUUAUAUACGUGUGAGUAGAUAAAAUAACAAAUAUGGGUCUUAAAGGCUGCAUGAAACGGAGUGUUGUAUUUUAGAUCUUUCAAUAUCAAACUACUUUAUUAUAGCUUCAUUGUGCUGUGAAAAAUACAUAUAUUUCAAUAAUGGCACCAUGCAUGUGUUUUUCAUUUAUGAAACCUGUGAUGAUAUUCUUGUUAAUUUGUGUUUUCGCGACAUGCUGCAUAACAUCAAGUUUCUUUGCAAUAAUAUUAUUUCUCAUAUUCAUAGUGAUACCAAUUGUUUUUCGAUAUUCCCCAUCACUUCAAAGAGGAAUGAUAUUCUUAAAUUAUGUUCGUAUGCCAUCUGCUGUUAAUUAUAGUCAUCCUGAAAAGUAUGGUAUCAGAGGAACUAGAAAUUUCUAUAUAAAAACAGAAGACAAUAUGACAUUAGGUGUAUGGCAUGUUUUACCACGUAAUUUGUUGGAUAAAUACGAAAAUGAUUAUUCAGCUUAUGAACAACUUUUAAGUCAUGGUGAACCAAUCGUAAUAUAUAUGCAUGGUAACUCAGGUACUCGGGCAAACGAACAUCGGGUUGAGUUGUACCAUGUGCUUCAAAAUAUCGACUGCCAUGUAAUAGCAGUAGAUUAUAGAAGUUAUGCUGAUUCUACUGAUGUCGAAGUCAGUGAGCUUGGUGUAGUUACAGAUGCAAUGGAAAUGUUUAGAUGGACGCAUAAACGUGCUAACGGCACCCCGAUCUUUGGUUGGGGUCAUUCUUUGGGAACUGGAAUCGGAGCACAUGCAUAUUCACUGCUGGAAAAAGAAGGUCUUUAUCCAAAUGGCCUCAUACUAGAAGCUCCAUUUACCAAAAUGAGUGACGAAAUACGCGAAUAUCCACUUACCAAGAUUCAUCGACUAUUGCCUUGGUUUGAGUUUUUCAUCAUUGACCCGGUUGAGAAAAAUAAUAUCAUUUUUGAUACAGAAACAAAUUUGAUGGAUACUAAAAUGCCAAUAUUGAUUUUACAUGCACGUGAUGAUAUUGUAAUACCUUACGAACUAGGUGAAAAGUUGUACAAACAUCUAUUGGAAACAAGAAAAAAUGUUACUACUGAAAUAGUGUUGUAUGAGAAACAUUACAAGUAUGGACAUAAGCAUAUAUGUAAAGAUAAAGAAUUAGGAAAUCGGACUAGGAAAUUUAUCAGUGAAUCUAUAAAACAUUUAUAUGAGUAAAUGUUUGUAUUCUUUUAUCCGUCGUUAAUCUAAGCGUAUAUAGUGCAUGCAGAUAAUAUAAAUUGGUUAUUGUUUAUAUUUAGCUCAAUUUUUGUUGUUGUAUGAUUGUAUCUAAAUUUUUCUUGAUAUUUUCAUUAUGAAAGUGAUACUACUUAUUAGUGCAGUAAUAAUUUAAUAAAAAUUAAUGAUUUUGUAACUGUGACAAAUAUUCUGUUGGUCUUUAUUGUAAACUUAUUAUGAUUAUAAUUUUAUAUUAUUACUUU